GAGAGAGAGAGAGAGAGGGAAAACAAAGGAAAUCAAACUGAAGCUCCCUCCAGCAUUUAAACGCAGCGACAGGCGCCAUUUCCGUCUUCUAGGGUUCCUCUCGUUUGCUCGAAUCUCUCCGUCCGUCUCUGAGAUUUCCGUUUUCUCUCUCUUUAUAUUUCGUUUGGCUGCAUCAAAUCCAAAACCAAGAAGAUCUCGUUUCAAACGCUUCUUUGCUUUUCUCGUUCUGAUUCAAUCAGUUUCCGUUUCAUUCCCAAGAACAGGUUGGGAGAGACACUUUUCAAUAUUCGUAUGAAGGAUGAACAAGGAAAACGCCUGGGGGACGCCGCAUUUGGAAGGAAUUACUGAAGAACAAAGGGCCAGAAUCACCCAGAAUUUCAGGGCCGCAAAGGCACUUCUCGCUCGUAAAAGGCCGUACGAAGCCACGCCCAUUCUCCGAAAAAUCUACAAUGAGAAAGUCGAAAGACAUCCACCUGAGGAUGUUCAAAUAAACAACCAUUCCCCUAUCUCUUCUAAUGGGUCCGGGUUAUUAGACAUCGCGUGCAAUAGUGGAUCUUGCACCAAAAGAAGGCCUAUCAAUGAUGGGGACACUUCUGCACAAUUUGGUGCACGGAUUGAAGAAAUCACUGCUGAAAAUGGAUCCACGUUGGUGUGCGUCAUCACUCCGAAGAAAGAAUCCGAACGAUGCAGUUACAGUGACGACUUUUCCUCACCCAGUGUUUUAGAUGAAGAUUAUGAUGAAACGAUUUUGAAAGAAAUCGAUGCUUUAUGUGAACAACAGUCAACAGCAAAGAAGGAAGGCCAUCGCCCACAGAGCAAUGUUUUCAUUGAAAGCGAGUGCAAGGCAUGUGAUGAGAGCAGUGCUGAUGCUUCUAGUAAUUUGGGGGCUGUUACUGCUGAUAAAUUGCAGGAAGAUGAUAAUGUGGCAGAAAUUACAGCAGUGGAAUUGGAGGAAGAAGGAUCAAGUUCUUUUCAAGCCACUCGAAGAGGUUGCAUGCCCAAAGCAUAUGCAGAAUACAUGCAAACACUGAAUGAGAUGCAGAAGGAGGCAGCUUGUAGUGAUAUUUCAACCCCCUUAAUGAUUGUAGCUGGCCCAGGAAGUGGAAAGACCUCGACCAUGGUCGGCCGUGUGUUGACAUUGCUUAAAGAGGGAAUUGGUCCGACCCACAUUCUGGCCAUGACAUUCACUACUGCUGCCGCGUCUGAGAUGAGGGAUCGAAUUGGAGCAGUGGCAGGAAGAGCGAUCGCAAAGGAACUAACAAUCAGCACUUUCCACUCAUUUUGUUUGCAACUCUGCCGCUCACACGCUGAGAAGCUGGGUCGCACUUCUGAGUUCCUAAUAUAUGGGCACGGGCAGCAGAGACGAGCGAUAAUUGAGGCCGUGCGCUUGAUGGAGAAUGCAAGGAAGACUGGACCAAAUUGUGGUGCCAGUGAACUUGAGGAAGACUCUAGUGGUAUAUCUGGCAAUGCACAGUCUUUCAAAGACAAGUCAAAGAAGUGGCACAAGUUUGUGACCCAGGCUAAAGCUUCUGGAAAGACCCCUAUGGAAUGUCGAACAAUGGGAGAUGAGAUAGGAGCUGCAAUUCUUGGGAACUACAAUGAUAUUUUAAGAUCCUGUAAUGCUCUGGAUUACCAUGAUUUCAUCAGCUCUUCAGUAAAGCUACUAAAUGAUUUUCCUGAAGUGUACAAGGAGUGUCAGGACACAUGGAAAGCCAUAGUAGUAGACGAGUUUCAGGAUACAAGUGCCAUGCAGUAUGGUCUUUUACGUUUACUUGCAGCUCAUAAUUGCAUAACUGUUGUUGGUGAUGAAGAUCAGUCCAUUUUCAGUUUCAACGGGGCUGACAUUUGUGGCUUUGAUUCAUUCCGUAGAGAUUUUCCAGCCCACAAAGAGAUUAGGCUAACUAAAAAUUAUCGUUCAACACGCUGUAUUGUUGAGGCCGCUUCAUCUCUUAUCCACCAUAAUGUAAAACGAUGCCAGCUCAAGCAAGUUGUAACUGAUAAUUCCUCUGAUUGCAAAAUUACUGUCAAGGAAUGCCACAACGAGGAUGCGCAAUGUGCAUUCGUUGUUGAUAAAAUCUUAGAACUCACGUCCGCUAGCUUGGACACUAAGUGUUCCUUUGGUAACAUUGCAAUUCUUUAUCGACGACAGGUAUCAGGGAGAGCAUUCCAGACAUCCUUCCGCAGUAGGAAGAUACCUUUUAACGUUCAUGGUGUGGCCUUCUACCGGAAAAAGGUAAUCAAAGCCAUUAUGGCAAUGCUUAGAACAGCAUUGCCUGGUUGUGAUGAUGGGCCAUUUCGUCAGGUGUUCAAGGUGUUAUUACCUGGCGAGAAGGAAGAAAAGAAGAGGGUUAUUGACUAUAUUGACAAAAUAGCCACUACAAGGAAAUGCAGCUUUGUAUCAGCUGCCUGUGACAUCUUUGGUGCAAAGAUUUCGGGUACCUUCAAAAGGAGUCAACUUACCCAAGGACGCAAGGUGUUAUUUACGCUAGAUAUGAUAUCAAAACUCAUUCAAAGAGAGCAAUCAAUUUCAGCAGUCAUAACGUCGGUGGUAAAUGUGUUACCUCAGAAAUACCUUCUUGAACAACGUGCAGUUGUUGAUGUAGAAGGUGGAAAACUGUUAAAUGAAGAGAAUGACCUGAGAUCGGUCCUUCAAUACCUAUUGGAUGAUGUGUCUGAUUUCUUGUCUACACAUUUCGGUAAUGCAGAAGUGGGAAGAGAAUGUACAACAAAAGAGAAAGGCUGUGGUAAUGUACUUAAGGCUUUUAUUGACUAUAUAUCUUCAAGAGAGGUUGAAAAUUUUCGGACUAGGAGGCGCGACAAUGAGAAUUCUGUUACACUGACUACAAUCCAUCAGUCAAAAGGUCUAGAAUGGGAUGCAGUGUUCAUUGUGAAGGCAAAUGAUUCUGAAAUUCCUUUAUUGCAUGAAUUUAACGGUGUUGUGAAAGAAGGCGGAACUACUCUUGAGGAGGAGCGUCGGCUGCUGUAUGUUGCAAUGACUCGUGCUCGGAAGAAGUUGUACAUUUUGUAUGUUAUUAUGGAUUCCAAUUGGCAGUUGCUACAACCCUCACGUUUCUUGAAAGAAAUCCCAGACCACCUCCUUGAAGUCCAGGCUGAGCUGACUAGGAAAGGAUUGCAAGCAAAGGCUGAGGACCUUUCAAAGAGAAUUGUGCUAUCUACUACUGAUGUACCGAAACAUGAACCAUCACCUAGGGCACAUUGUCCCAUUAUUCAAAGUGAUGGUAUUGUUUCUAAUGACUCGCCAGAACUCACAGAUGCAUGCAAUGGGAACAGCUUUUUGAGGAGGUUCAACAUAGAGGACCGAUCAACUGUUUCCCAUUUAUUCCAUCAGUGGGCAAAGAAACAAGCAUUUCAAGACCCUAAGCGAUUGCUUGAUAAGGUUGGUUUCGUAAUUGAUGAACGGAUGAGAGUGAAGACAAACAAAAACAAGGAUGUUUUACGUGCGCUGAAGUCGUUCUUGAAGUGUGAUGAUGCCUUUCACUAUGCACAAUACGUGUUGAGGUGGGAGCAAAUUCCUGCUGACCAACGUGCUCAUUUAGUAAAAGAGAAACAGGAAUAUUUCCAGAAGCAAAGAAUUGAGAACUCUAUGGGUUCAUCAGCAGCUACAUCCAAACAGAUUGCUUAUCUUCAGAACCUGGGAUGCACAAUCGUGCCCACAUCACGUCUUCAUGCAUCCCGUUUGAUUGAGCAGUACAAAUCGCUCUGAAAAAUGAAGAGUUUGAUUCAAAUCUGUAAAUUUUAUUUUGGAACAAAUUGAUGGUGAGAGAGAUGGGAUUGUCAUUGUAUGUCUCUUAGUGCUAUUUAACGGUCUGUUCAUAUA
This is a messenger RNA of Magnolia sinica, 3838 nucleotides long. Its product is annotated as ATP-dependent DNA helicase SRS2-like protein At4g25120. The record is from RefSeq and is a predicted model, not a curated record. Bases 299 to 3724 code for a protein of 1141 amino acids. Gene Ontology annotation, biological process: recombinational repair. The transcript has 29 exons. NCBI's taxonomy places the organism in Eukaryota, Viridiplantae, Streptophyta, Magnoliopsida, Magnoliales, Magnoliaceae. Gene Ontology annotation, molecular function: 3'-5' DNA helicase activity; ATP binding; DNA binding. Gene Ontology annotation, cellular component: nucleus.